This is a messenger RNA of Ylistrum balloti, 1659 nucleotides long. RefSeq lists its product as uncharacterized. The coding region runs from base 1 to 1659 and encodes 552 amino acids. The transcript has 3 exons. The record is from RefSeq and is a predicted model, not a curated record. NCBI's taxonomy places the organism in Eukaryota, Metazoa, Mollusca, Bivalvia, Pectinida, Pectinidae.
AUGAUCGGCUUUACGGCAAACAGGUUUAUGGAAAAUAGUACUCUGCAGAUAAAUAUACUUAACCCUAAUACGAACACCACGAACGUGUCUUUACUCUCUGAUCUACACUAUCCAUUUUUUGAAUAUGAUUAUCAAAUUGAUCCAGAAUACUUCAAAACAAUUACUAUACCUUCGAUGCUUGCGGUCAAUGAAUCUGUGAAAUGUGCCAAAGGAAUCCUGAUAAACUCCGACCACCCCAUAAUUGUCUAUGGGAGCAACAGGCAGUCGGGCUACAUGGACGACUCGAUGGAUGACUUCCUAGGUAUUCCACAGAGAGCCCUCGGAAAACAGUACUUUGUUGUCACUGGCUUAAAGAGGCCACAGAUACUGGUUGUCGGCCUUGCCAGGAACACAUUUGUGAACAUAACUUUGAAAACAAACGGCAUCGUGUCAUAUCAGGGCAAUACUUAUCAAUCAGGACAAAAGAUAGAGGAAAUGUUGAAUGAGUAUGAGACAAUCAAUAUAGAAAGUACAGAAAUCGACGUGGAUUUGACAGGAACAAAGGUACGGUCAACCCAACCAGUAAGUGUAUACAGUGGCAGCAAGUAUUCGGGAUCAAGUUAUCUAACCGAACAGAUUCCGUCUACAAUUUCUUUGGGUAUACAUCACGUGACAGUGGCUAACGACGGGAUACUGUACUACAACAGCACAAUUGUUGCAGCAUGCAAAGACAUAUCGGUUAAUAUCACAUGUUCAGAUGGUUCAGGAAAAUUUGUUGUAUUACCGCGAUCUGGAUCCUUUCUUCGAAUGAGCCCUUCAAAAGCAACGUGCAUAAUAUCGACUACCAAACCUGUCUUGGUAGCUAUGGAAAUGCACAGUAUAGCUCAGGACACGUCCAUGACCAUCGUACAGCCAAUGACGAGAUUUCUUGGGGAUCUCAUGUUCUUGGUACCCUUUAUUACAAAUCACGUUCACCUGGUCGUAGUAAGCUAUUGUUACACCUCCCUCAGUCUAGAUAAUGUGACCCUGAGGACGGUGAAUAUUGAUGGGGACCCAAAUAUCUGUAUAGGGCGUACAAGCAUCAGUGGUGGCGUUCACGUCAUAAGUAGCUCAGAAGAUAUUUUUUUUAUCUCGGGGUAUUUAUGUGGAGCUACAGACUACAACAGUAUUGCUUUCCCAUUGGUUCCUUAUCUUGAAAACAGACAACAUGAGCAACAUAGAAAACAAUGCCAAGAAACGACAGAAUGGACGUCCAGUGUUACCAGAAAUAGGAUGACCACAAGCACGCAUUCCGUCAAGAUUGGGUCAACUGUGCAAGAGACUACCGAACAAACUUCAACUUCACUACCUGUUGUUUCUGGAAUCAUCACGACCGACAUACCACGCCACAAUCAUUCAGGAAGCUCAUGUAGGUGUGUAUGUUCAAGUGGACAUAAAAAUGUUAACAGUUCUUUAACGAAAUUGAGAAAGAAACUUUCUAUUCCUCACAACAUGACAAAUAGGCACUUCCGGUCUCUGACAUCAGCCGGAGAUGACAGGUCAUCCUCCAAGAUGCUUGGUAUUGCUGGAUCACUGGUCAUCGGGGUAGUAGUCUUUACUAUUGUAAUACUGGAUAGCGACCAACUUGUUUGGAUUGUCAGAAAAAUAAAACGCAUUUCUUGUAAAAUCCAUACUGGAUAA